Messenger RNA from Fusarium graminearum PH-1, 825 nucleotides. RefSeq lists its product as uncharacterized. The coding region runs from base 1 to 825 and encodes 274 amino acids. Gene Ontology annotation, molecular function: catalytic activity. The record is from RefSeq and is a predicted model, not a curated record. The transcript has a single exon. NCBI's taxonomy places the organism in Eukaryota, Fungi, Ascomycota, Sordariomycetes, Hypocreales, Nectriaceae.
AUGACUGUCACAUUUAUCGAAACUGAUGGGGGUAAGCUCGCCGUCGAUAUUUCCGGUGAAGGACCCCUUGUCAUUUGCUCACCAGCUAUGGGUGACUUUCGAGAUGCAUACGACCCCCUGGCCACUGAACUCCGUAAAGCCGGAUACCGAGUAGCCAUGGUUGAUCUUCGUGGUCACGGCGAUAGUUCAACAACCUUCAACCGCUACGGCGACGAAGCUACAGCAAGUGAUCUUAUCACCCUUAUUGACGCUUAUGGCGGUGGUCCUGCUGUAUUGGUCGGUGCUUCAUUAUCUGGUGCCGCCGCCACUAUUGCAGCCGGAACCCAACCUCAUAAAGUCGCCGGUCUUAUCCUCAUCGGCGCAUUUCUUCGUCCAGGUACUGGAAAGCUUGUCGCAAGCCUCUUCCGUCUUUCUAUGAACCAGCCUACCGGACCUAUAAUCUGGAAGUCCUACGCUCCCAAGCUUUGGCCUGGUCUUGGUGACAAGACACAAGAGCGAGUUGACCGAUCUAUCAAGAUGCUCACCGGCCCUGGACGCUGGAAGGCAUUCCACGCUACUUUGUCAACAGACCAUGCUGUCGUUGAGCCAUUCUUGAGUAAAGCCAAGGCUCCCGUGCUUGCUGUCUACGGCGAUGCCGAUCCUGACUGGAGCGAUCCUGCUGAGGAAGCUCGUUGGGUUGCUUCGAACUUCAAGGAUAGCGAAGUUGUUAUGGUCAAGGGUGCUGGACAUGCACCUCAACUAGAGAAGCCGGCGGAGGUUACACCAGCUGUUUUGAGAUUCUUGAACCGAAUCCAGAGCGAGGGGGCCUUCAAUCGCAGUUUUUAG